Messenger RNA from Oreochromis aureus, 2519 nucleotides. RefSeq names its product lumican (gene lum). Gene Ontology annotation, molecular function: protein binding. The transcript is spliced from 3 exons. NCBI's taxonomy places the organism in Eukaryota, Metazoa, Chordata, Actinopteri, Cichliformes, Cichlidae. The coding region runs from base 166 to 1194 and encodes 342 amino acids. The record is from RefSeq and is a predicted model, not a curated record.
AUUCCCUCUCUGUGUCUCUCCAUCUACCCCUCUCUCUCCUCCCCCUCUCUCCUUCUUUCUCUCUGUGUUUUUCUCCAGAGACUUCCAGUUUUUGAACACCAAACUCUUCUUACCUACUGGCCCUCCACCCCACACGCACACCGAGAGAGAAGCACAGCAGACACCAUGUUGCCUCUGCGUGUACCCAUCUUGGCUGUGCUGGUCACACUGUCCCUCUGCCAGUAUUAUGACUAUGAUUACCAACCUAACCCAGUGAUGGGGCCAUCAGCGCCCAACUGCAAUCAAGAGUGCGAUUGCCCGUUCCAUUUCCCCAGCGCCAUGUAUUGUGACAGCCGCAAGCUCAAAUUUGUUCCCAUAGUUCCAACAGGGAUCAAGUACCUGUACCUCCAGAACAAUCUGAUUGAGGAGAUCAAGGCAGGAGUGUUUGAUAAUGUUACUGACACACUGCGCUGGCUGAUAAUUGACAAUAACCAGAUCACUAAUGCUAAAAUAGCAAAGGGCACAAUUGACAAACUCACAGGCCUGGAGAAGUUGUUCAUCAGCUUCAACAACCUUACAGAGCCAGUCAUUCCUCCCUCAAAGUCCCUUGAGGAGCUGAGAAUUAUGAACAACAAGCUGUCCAAAUUUCCUUCUGGACUCUUGACUGACAAGGAGAAUUUGACCGCCAUUCACCUUCAGCACAAUGACCUAACCUCUGAAGCCAUCUCAGGGGCUUUCAGAGGGCUAAAGAAGCUGCUGUCAUUGGAUGUAAGCCACAACAAGCUGAAGAAGCUCCCAGCUGGUGUUCCCAAUUCACUGGUAAUGCUCUAUGCUGACUACAAUGUCAUUGAAAGUAUUGGAGCAGGAUACCUGAACAAGCUGCCCGCACUUCAGUACUUGAGAGUCUCACACAACAAGCUGGUGGACUCAGGGAUCCCUGCUGGAGUGUUCAAUGUGACAUCACUGCUGGAGCUUGACCUCUCUUUCAACAAACUGCAUUCUAUCCCCGAGGUCAACGAGCAGUUGGAGCAACUCUACCUUCAGGCAAAUGAAAUCAACAAGUUUGACCUGUCAAGUUUCUGCAAGUUCAUGGGACCCCUGAACUAUUCACGUCUGAAGCAUCUGCGUCUCGACGGAAACAACGUCACUCACAGCAGCAUGCCACCUGACACUGCCAACUGCCUGCGCCAAGCUUCAGAUAUCAUGUUCGAAUAAGGACCAGCUCUUCUCUACCAUCAUGACAAAGCUCAGCCCAUAACCUUCUGGAUUCAAAUGUCCUAAUAAUACGUCUUUCGUAGUACUGCCAUGCCUUUGCAUGUCCGACAUAGGUACUAUAUAAUCUGGGAAACAUUGGCCAAGCUUUAGGACAAAUCUAUAGCUUAGCCAAUGUGUGAUACAAAAGAAGGCAUGCAUGUGCAAUCAGAUCAAUAAAUUCAACAGGCAUUAAACAAAUAUUCCAAAUAACUCAUUGUCAAUAUUUCUAGAUACCAACCAAUACUAAAUCAUGAAGUUUAAAAAAAUUUAAAUGCACACAAUAUAAAAAUAACCAAAAACUCCAUGAGAUGAAUAAUUAUUAUGCUUUGAUUUUAACACACACUUUAAACAUUCCAAACUUGUUUUUGAGCACGCUGAAUAAAGACACAGUAUAAUGAUACUGAGAGUUUUCCGAUGUCUUAAUUCAGCCCUAGUGUUCUCUUUUUCCUUGUCUUGUAUGUUUCAGUGUCUAGCAUGUAUAAUAUAAUCAGGGGGAUUUUAUUAUUAAUAAUAAUCCAUUGCUGUGCAAAGGACCAGCACAUAAGGACUGCAUACUUGGAUUUAAUGUGUAGAGUAAGAAGAAAAUGGGGGAGGGUGGGUGUAAAAUAGCAGCUACAUUGCAGUCGUGUUUUCAUCAAAGCGGUUUUAGGGAAUAUAUCAUUGUUGUGAACUUGUCUGCCAUUAUAUACUGCAUACUUUAAACUGGUUUGAAACAAAUUUUAUGAAGUCCCAAUGACUGACUUUUGUUUUUUUACUGAAUAAACGAUAAUCGACUAAGAAAUGUCUGUUUUCUCCUAAUAACUAACUAGUUCUUCAAAGGAUUAGAAUUCUGUUCAGAAUAAAUUGCUAUUAAAGCUGAUUUGCUUUUCUGUUUAGUUGUACCUUGAAAUGAUAGAAUGAUGUAUUCUAGAAAUUGUGUUAGAUUGUUUCUGUAUACUAACUAAAGCCUAACUAUUUGCUGUCAUUCACAUUACUAAUUUGUAUACAACAUUUUCUUUACUUGCAUGCACCCUUUGGUGCCACUCUUUGAUAAUAAACUACAGCUUUUGCAGUUAAGGUGCUUUCAUUACUAUGUUGUUGUUGGUGUUUAAUACUGAUAAAUGUUUCUUACCAGCAUUACAUAAAAAAUGGCACCAAUUUCAUGUUGAUUGAAUGGUGUAUCUAUUUUAUUAGGUUACUACAUCUGUCUAGAAUUUUCUUUCCUUUUUUCAUGACUUCUUUUGACACCUUUGACUCAGUAACUGUUCAUGGAUUCAUUGUAAGAAAAUUAAACACAGUUGAACGAA